AGAACAAAAAUAGAACCCUAAUUGUGUAAGCAUUGAUUCAGCACAAGUCUUCAGUCCUAACUUUUGCGACUAAAAGGCGAUAAUUUUCUGCUGGCGUAAGCAUAUUUCUUUUUUGUUCACCAAGUGUUCGAUAAAAUUCCCCAGUGAAAGCAUUAGUAGUAGUUGUAACUAGUAAGUAGCCUAAAAGAAACUUUUGAACUCUCAAUAUGCAUCAAUACAUUCUGUAAUCAUCAACAUCUUGCGGCUUGGACCAAUGAGUUAGAAUGUAAUUGGUGUUCAAAUGUUAUGAUCACAGCUCUUGCAUUUCUGGGGAUAAAGUAUGGCUUCUAGUAAAGUUCGAACAAGUAGUUUCUCACGGAAAGUUCCAGCCGCACCCCCCUCUUCCAUCCCCGGGCUCAAGUAUGGACCAAACGGCACAAUCUUUCUUUCAUCGGGCAUACCUGAUCUUGACAAAAUUUUAGGGGGAGGCUUCCAUUUAGGAAGUCUAGUGAUGAUCAUCGAAGACACCGAAGCACCUCAUCAUAUGCUUUUGUUAAGGACUUUCAUGUCUCAAGGAUUAAUACAUAACCAACCUGUUCUUUACGCGAGCCCGUCUAAAAACCCACGGGCUUUUCUUGGAACUUUACCAGCUACAUUAGUCUCUAAAGAUGACAAAUCUAUUAAAAGUGAUGCAGAGCAGAAGGAUUUGCGGAUUGCUUGGCAAUACAAGAAGUACCUUGGGGAAAAUAAACCGCCUAUUGAGGAGCGAGAUGGGAAAGUAGAGUACUGCAACGAUUUCGAUCUACGGAAGCCCAUAGAAAAGCAUUUGAUAGCGGGAAACCGUGUGGAGUGUGUUAGCCUUUUGGAUUGUUCAAGCCUUACUGGAAUUCGUGAUUCUUGUUCAAAGUUUUUAUCUCAACUUCCAAGGUAUGAUGGAAAUAUUACAAGUGCUGGACGAAUCGCCAUUCAGUCAUUCUGUGCUCCGCAAUGUGAAUACUAUGACAAGGAAUGGGACAUGCUUUCCUUCAUCCGAUCAAUAAAAAGCAUGGUACGGUCCUCAAACGCAGUUGCGUUUCUAACCUUCCCAGCUUCCCUUUUAUCACAAUCGGUGUCAAAAAGAUGGCAACAUCUGGCUGAUACCUUGUUGUCUAUUAAAGCAAUUCCAGAUGAGGACAAGGAGCUCGCUACUCUAUUAACUGGUUACCAAGACAUGCUUGGGCUUCUAAGUAUACAUAAGGUUGCACGUUUCAACACACAGGUGCCAGUAAUUCUAGAUGCAACAACAUAUUCGAUGAAGCUGCAAAAACGACGAUCAUUGGUUCUAGAAUGUCUUAAUCAAGCACCUGUUGACGGGGCAAGUGGAAGUUCUGGUGGUUGUUCCAGCUCUUCAAACACUGGCACCCUUGAUUUUUGACGCACAACUCAUUCGUGUAGCCGGUGAGUGGAUCAACCUGUUAAAUUAAUUAGUACACAUUCCUUAAAUGUCAACUCUUGGCAUUGAAUUUUGGGGGUGUUUGGCUAUGUGAGUAUAGCGAUUUUAAGUUAGUUCAUAGACUCUCUUGUUUGAGCUUGUGGUUGUCUGGGUAAACGGUGAAUUUUAGUUAUAAUUAUCUGCUUAUCUAAAGGGUGACGACCUACCUAGUUUAGGAGUAGCGGUAAAAAACUGAUUAUCAGGAAUAGAAAAGUACUUUGUUAUCCUUGCGAUUAUUAUUGGAUGUUGAUAUCGGUACACCA
Messenger RNA from Helianthus annuus (common sunflower), 1713 nucleotides. Its product is annotated as elongator complex protein 4. The record is from RefSeq and is a predicted model, not a curated record. Gene Ontology annotation, cellular component: cytoplasm; transcription elongation factor complex; elongator holoenzyme complex. Lineage: Eukaryota; Viridiplantae; Streptophyta; Magnoliopsida; Asterales; Asteraceae. Bases 320 to 1393 code for a protein of 357 amino acids. The transcript has 10 exons. Gene Ontology annotation, biological process: tRNA wobble uridine modification.